GUAUGAUGUUCUCCUUGGUCUUUCUACUGCGGGCUUGGUUCUUGAGGAGCUUCACGGAACCUUAAAUCAGCCUAACGUCCUAAGAAACCUUGCCGAUCGUGGCAUGUGAUGGUGUGUGUACGAGAUACCACUCUCUACGCUUCUGGCUCUGCCCUUUUUGGUUUGGGAUAUUCAGGCCCUCUUCCACCGUACAAGCCACGUCUCCGCUACGUGCGGAACCAAGGCAACAACGGCAUGGAGCUGAGCUAACCGGCUGUUAUAGAGGCGGUCCCAGGACGCCACAUCUUUCUUCCUCAUUCUAAAUCACCGCCUAUUGUCACCAUGUCAUUCCUUGCCAACGUCAAGUCGGUGCUCAGCGGAGACACCCUUGUUCUUACGAGUCCUAACAACCCGGCGGCUGAGCGAACACUCUCGCUUGCCUAUGUUUCCGCCCCUCGUCUGAGCAAGGACGGCGAUGAGCCGUACGCUUUCCAGUCGCGCGAGUUCUUGAGGGCACUGACCGUCGGAAAACAAGUCAAGUUCAGCGUUUCGUACACCAUUCCUAACUCCGGUCGGGAAUAUGGAACCGCUCUUCUCCAGGAUGGGACCGAGCUUCCGGAGGCAGCAGUCACCGCUGGUUGGCUCAAGGUUAGAGAAGAUGCUGGCCGGAAAGAGGAGUCCGACGACAUCCUCGCCAAGAUCGAUAACCUUCGGAACCUCGAAACAGCAGCAAAGGACGAAUCCAAGGGACUGCAUGCUGGUUCCGGCGGCUUCAUCGAGGUUCAGAAUGACCUAGGUGGCCCGGACUUUAUGAAGCAGUGGAAGGGCAAGACAGUAGAUGGCAUUGUCGAGCGCGUUAUCAGCGGCGACCGGCUGCUCAUCCGUUUACUCCUUGAGGAGAAGAAGCACUGGCAGGUCAUGACGCUCAUGGCUGGUAUCCGCACUCCCUCGACCGAGCGUGUCAACCAGUCGAACGGGCAGACACAACCCGCAGAGGAGUUUGGUAACGAGGCCCGCAGCUUUGUCGAGCAGCGCCUUCUCCAGCGCCCGGUCCAGAUCAAGAUCGUGGGCGCCAGUCCCCAAGGUCAGCUCGUCGGUGCCGUUAUUCACCCUCGCGGGAAUAUUGCCGAGUUCCUUCUGAAGGAGGGUCUUGCUAGGUGCAACGACUUCCACUCCACCAUGCUCGGCGGUGACAUGGCUGCCCUCCGUGCCGCCGAGAAGGAUGCUCAAGCUGCCCGCCGUCGUCUGCACAAGGGCUUCGUCGCCAAGUCUACCGACAGCAAGGAGCACGAUGCGACCGUCACCAAAAUCAUUGGCGCCGAUACAAUCAUCAUCCGGAACAAGGCCGGCGUCGAGAAGAGGCUCAACUUGAGCAGUGUCCGUGGCCCCCGUGCCGGAGAAUCGUCCGAGGCGCCCUUUAGGGACGAAGCGAAGGAGUUCCUGCGGAAGAAGCUGAUCGGCAAGCACGUCCGCAUCUCAGUCGAUGGCACCAAGCCCGCCAGCGACGAUUUCGAGGCCCGUGAGGUCGCUACGAUUACCCAAAAUGGCAAGAACAUCGGGUUGCAACUCGUCCAGGAAGGCUACUGCUCGGUUAUCAGGCACCGGAAGGACGACACCGAUAGGGCAUCCAACUACGACGAGUUGCUGGCAGCUCAGGAGACCGCCAAGGAAGAGAAGAAGGGGAUGUGGUCUGGCAAGGCGCCUAAGGUCAAGCAAUACGUCGACAUGUCGGAGAGCGUCCAGAAGGCGAAGAUGCAGCUGUCUACGCUUUCCAGGCAACGGAAGGUCCCGGGUAUCGUUGAUUUCUGCAAGUCCGGGUCUCGCUUCACCAUCCUGGUACCGCGCGAGGGUGCCAAGCUCACAUUAGUCCUCGCCGGUAUUCGUGCUCCUCGCUCCGGCCGGACUCCCCAGGAUAAGGGUGAACCUUUUGGUCAGGAGGCCCUAGACCUAGCCAACAAGCGCUGCAACCAGAGGGACUGCGAGAUCGAUGUGCACGAUAUCGACAAGGUCGGCGGUUUCAUCGGCGACCUCUUUGUGAACCGGGAGAGCUUUGCCAAGAUUCUCGUCGAAGAGGGUCUGGCCUCUGUUCACAAGUACUCGGCUGAGAAGUCCGGUAACGCUCUUGAGCUUUUUGCCGCGCAAGACCGUGCAAAGGAGGCGAGAAAGGGGUUGUGGCAGGAUUGGGACCCGUCCCAGGACGCCGAACAGGAGGCAGAGGCCGCCGCUGGCGAACCCGCGGCAGAUGCCUCGGUCACGAUCGAGAAGAAGCCGGAGGAUUACCGGGAUGUCAUCGUCACCAACAUCGAUGCGAACGGCAGGAUCAAAGUCCAGGAGAUCGGCAAGGGCACAGACGCGCUCGAGUCCUUAAUGGACCAGUUCAGGCAGUUCCACAUCAACCCCACGAACAGCGCCGUCAUCAAGGACGCGCCGAAGGCCGGGGAUUACGUAGCUGCGCAGUUUACGGAGGACGGCGAGUGGUACAGAGCCCGCAUCCGCGCCAACGACCGCGCCGCCAAGGUAGCCGAGGUCGUGUACAUCGACUACGGCAACUCGGAGAAGCAGCCGUGGUCGAAGCUCCGGCCGCUCAACCAGGCCCAGUUCACGGUCCAGAAGCUGAAGCCCCAGGCCAUGGACACCCAGCUGUCGUUCGCGCAGCUCCCGGCGUCCCCCGACUACCUCAGCGACGCCAUCAACUACCUCUACGAGCUCACCGAGGGCAAGCGGCUGGUGGCCUGCUUCGACUACGUCGACAACAAGGAGGGCCUGACCUACGUGACCCUGUUCGACCGCAAGCCCGAGGGCUCUAGCACCGAGUCGAUCAACCGCCAGAUCGUCCUGGACGGCCACGCCCUGGCCGCGCGGAAGCUGAAGGCGUGGGAGCGCAGCAAGGUCUUUGAGCCGGUCCUCAAGAGCCUGCGCGAGGCCGAGGCCGAGGCUAAGGAGGGGCGCCGCGGUAUCUGGGAGUACGGCGAUAUCACUGAGGACUAAGUCAUAGGGGUAGGCUGUCUGUGGCUGAGGAGCAUAUCUCGCAUCGCGAAAAGAGCGUGGGAGGAUCGAAAACCGGAAUCGGAAAAAGGCGCGUGGGUUGGCUGGGCUGCACACUAACGUAGUUAUUUACACAUCCCAUGAUUAGGGACGCUUUGAGUACCACUGGCAGAAUAAAAAUCACCGGUCUGCGGUCUGGGUCCCAUGAUCUAUCUCUCUUCAUCAGCUUUAUCAAGCACCACCUUCUGGUACGUAAU
Messenger RNA from Chaetomium fimeti, 3221 nucleotides. RefSeq lists its product as uncharacterized. The coding region runs from base 322 to 2967 and encodes 881 amino acids. Gene Ontology annotation, biological process: regulatory ncRNA-mediated gene silencing; mRNA catabolic process. The record is from RefSeq and is a predicted model, not a curated record. The transcript is spliced from 2 exons. Gene Ontology annotation, cellular component: RISC complex; cytosol; nucleus. Gene Ontology annotation, molecular function: nuclease activity; RNA binding. Lineage: Eukaryota; Fungi; Ascomycota; Sordariomycetes; Sordariales; Chaetomiaceae.